Messenger RNA from Drosophila ananassae, 819 nucleotides. RefSeq lists its product as uncharacterized. The transcript has 3 exons. The record is from RefSeq and is a predicted model, not a curated record. NCBI's taxonomy places the organism in Eukaryota, Metazoa, Arthropoda, Insecta, Diptera, Drosophilidae. Bases 65 to 487 code for a protein of 140 amino acids.
AAUAUAAAUUUUUUGUAAAAAAUGUUGGAAUUUUAAUUGGAAAUCACCAAAUAAUUUAAAGACAAUGUGUCUCAACGUAUGUUGUGGUUUCUUGUCACUCUACAUCGGGUGCGUCGCUAUCGGGAUUUCGGGGAUGAUAUUUAGCAUCGUCCUUUUCGCCCUAGCCCUUUUCCACUUGGUCCUCCAGACGAAAAUAAAGCUUGCGCUUGUGAUAUUUGCAAUGGCCACCUCCUUGGUUCACGGACUGAGCAUGGCCCUGUUACUCAUUGGCGUCAUGCUGGAUGUCUGCUGGACCAUAUUUUUAUCCUUCGUGAUUGGAAUAUUCUCCACUGUGCUCUUAAUUGCAUCGCUUGCGGUACUCUUUUUGGAAACUGCGAAUCCAGUCCACCUGGUGUUGGGGGUGAUCUUGGUCUUGGUUCAGAUAUACUUUCUGUGGAUCAUCAUCUCCACUUGGUGGUGUUGUCGAUCGUGUCGCAACGACUGCUAGUUGCAACCCGUCUACAAUGUGUUGCCUUCAAACCUGUCGGCCCCAAGUGGGGACCCAUGGAGAUCCAACAACGAUCAAUGUUGGCUCCCAACAAGUUGGAGCAACGUCUUACGAUACCCAAGUAUUGUUGGCUCCGAAAGUAUCUCCAAGUUCAUCCAAAAUUCAUUCGGUUUGUGUACUUCUUGGGGCUGGCAAUGGAGCAAGCGGCUCCCCCAGCGAGUGAGAGUGUGCGUGCAUUUCGCCCCCGAGUCCCGUGGCGUGUUUAGAGAAAUAAUAAAUGCAUAUAGAUCCACUGUAUAUUCGAUAGAUAUACCCAAGUGUAUGUGAGACGA